Messenger RNA from Phyllostomus hastatus (greater spear-nosed bat), 1438 nucleotides. RefSeq names its product HYLS1 centriolar and ciliogenesis associated (gene HYLS1). The transcript is spliced from 3 exons. Gene Ontology annotation, cellular component: centriole; non-motile cilium. The record is from RefSeq and is a predicted model, not a curated record. NCBI's taxonomy places the organism in Eukaryota, Metazoa, Chordata, Mammalia, Chiroptera, Phyllostomidae. Gene Ontology annotation, biological process: cilium assembly. The coding region runs from base 218 to 1162 and encodes 314 amino acids.
AGCCCGGCCUUGAGGGCUGCCGGCUGCUGGGGAGAGGUUGGGGCUGAGUACGACCUGCCGGGGUAUCGAUCCCCUGGCGCGCAGACCCAAGCCGGGACACAGGGACCGCCCAGGUGGUGCGAUAGAAGCUGGUCUCAUUGAAGACAUCUGUCGAUGAUUGUGCUUUAUAUUGCAAGUAGAACCUGGAGUCAAGAUUUCCCCACUUUAAGCAAUUUUGAUGGCAGAAAGAAGAAGGUCCUACAGUCUAGGGGAAGCCAUGGAGGAACUCAUGGGGCCUAGUGGACAAAAAUGGGCCAAUAUGGAUCCAGAAGAACGAAUGUUAGCAGCUGCGACAGCCUUCACCCACAUCUGUGCAGGGCAGGGUGAGGGUGAUGCCAGGAGAGAGGCCCAGUCUACCCAGUAUGAUCCCUACAGCAAAGCCUCAGUAACCCCAGGAAGGCGACCCCCUCUUCCUGCGCACCUGCAGUACCCACAUGCAAAAAGUAACGUCACUGCAGAAACAGCCUCGGAGGCCUCCCAAAGACUCCGGAAGCCAGUGAUGAAGAGAAAGGUGCUGCGUAGGAAGCCGGAUGGGGAAGUAUUAGUGACAGAUGAGUCAAUUAUCAGUGAAUCAGAGACUGGUACAGAAAGUGACAUGGAUCUCUGGGACUUAAGACAAAGGUUGAUGAACCUGCAGUUCCAGAAAGACAGGGAAUCCCCUGUUGAUGUUCCAGAAAAAUUUAAUCUACCACAUGAAUACCAAGGAAUUUCUCAAGAUCAGCUCACUUGCUAUCUGCGAAGAGAAGAGAUGGGCCCUCCAGCUUAUGAACAAGACCUGAUCGUUGCCAGCCGACCCAAGUCCUUUAUUCUCCCAAGGCUGGAUCAGUUAAGCCGAAACCGGGGCAAGAUCGACCGGGUGGCCCGCUAUUUUGAGUACAAACGAGACUGGGACUCGAUACGGUUACCUGGUGAGGACCACAGGAAGGAAUUACGGUGGGGCGUCCGAGAACAGAUGCUUUGUCAGAGAGCCGAACCCCAACCCAAGCCUCAGCACAUAUACGUCCCAAACAACUAUCUUGUACCCACUGAGAAGAAAAGGUCUGCCCUCCGCUGGGGUAUUCGUUGUGACCUUGCAAAUGGUGUCAUGCCCAGGAAGCUUCCCUCUCCCCUUUCUCCUUCUUAAGGCUUUUUUAAAACCUGUGUCUCCGUUCAACAUGAUGGUACAACCUGGUACUCUACAUCUUUCCUUUUAUUUAAGUAGAAACAAUGUGGGAGCCCGAGCAGAGUCAUGGCAGAGGAAGAAAAAUAGACCUGCUCUUUCUACCUGACAGACGAGUGAGCAAAAUCAGUGAGCACUGUUUCGGUCCUGUACUCUUUUUACCUUUGGCCAAGGCGAGUUGCUGUUUUAAUUAGUGUGUUUUUAAAGUUGCUGGGCGUUAAGCUUAUCCAUUAAAGAAUG